CUUCACUCUUCACUCAGCCUCACCUCCCUCUUCUCCUCUCCAAGCUCUCUGCGGAGACAGAUCUGAGAGUUCCCGAGAUCCAGUCGUUGUCGGAUCUUCCUGUCGAUGAGGUUUGCGAGUUAGAACCCAGAUUUUUUCGUGAUUGUGAUGCCAUGAUGAGGAGCUUGCAAGGGAGGUUGGAAAUACUUGUCGUAUCUGUGCAUAUGGAGGGGGAUGCUCAGGUCGACCAGUAUGAUACUGAAGAAUUUAUGCCAAGGUCAACAAAGGAGCCAGCUGCAGUUACUCAACUGGGUGAGAGGCUGCACGAGCAAGAAAUUUCCACUGGGAAUGGUCACGGCGAAGGGCAGGCCAAGCAGAAUAGAUGCAGCGCCUGUGGUGUUGCAUUUGGAGAUGCUAAACAGUAUAGGGAGCACUUCAAAUCUGACUGGCACAAGCAUAACCUGAAGCGAAAGACGAGGCAGCUUCCUCCGUUGACUGCAGAGGAAUGCCUAGUUGAUUUGGAGUUGGGCGAUUCCAAGGCAGAUCUCAAGGGAGAUGCGGUGCCAGAGGAGCUGUUCUAUGAGUCCUUUGACGAGUUGUUUGAGGGGCGGUGGAUCGUUUCCAACAAGGCGGACUACCAAGAUCUAGAAAUGACGAACAAGAAGCAUGAGGGAUUAGGGAAUCUGCAAGCUCUGAUCCAUCAAUGGUUUGGGAUCAGCCGAAAUCUGGCCAUUUCCAACUAAACAAGGAGAUGAUUGAUACUUUGUUUGGCAGAAAGACAACAAUGGCCACAAAGGGGAUUGCUGGUGGUCCAUUAGAUCCUUCCUUAGCCCAAGAAAGCAGGAUCCUUGAUCCUAACAAAUCUCAGAACAUUUCAAAUUUGCUAAAGGAUUUUAAUUUGACGAAAGAAAAUGUCUGUGAGGCUAUCUUAGAAGGCAUCAAACCACCCUUUGACAUGUGCAACUGGAAAUUCUAUUAAGUCUAUGUUCUAUCUGUUUGCC
Molecule: messenger RNA, 980 nt
Organism: Zingiber officinale
Lineage: Eukaryota; Viridiplantae; Streptophyta; Magnoliopsida; Zingiberales; Zingiberaceae
Exons: 6
Coding region: 153-722 (189 amino acids)
Biological process (GO): ribosomal large subunit biogenesis
Cellular component (GO): preribosome, large subunit precursor
Source: RefSeq, a predicted model, not a curated record